Messenger RNA from Plasmodium vivax (malaria parasite P. vivax), 948 nucleotides. Its product is annotated as Pv-fam-b protein. The transcript is spliced from 2 exons. NCBI's taxonomy places the organism in Eukaryota, Apicomplexa, Aconoidasida, Haemosporida, Plasmodiidae. The record is from RefSeq and is a predicted model, not a curated record. The coding region runs from base 1 to 948 and encodes 315 amino acids.
AUGAUGUUCGCCAUUUUGCCGAAAAUUUCCUUGCUAGUCUUUUUGUCAUUAGCAUGUCAGUACGAUAACGGCUUGAGCUCAUGCAGUGAGGAAUUAAGGAAGAACAGCGUUGCUAAAACAUCCCAACAGAGAACUAGUCGACUAUUAGUAGCAGAAAUCGACGAAAAACUUAAAUCAGUAAGUGACUCAAAAUCGAGCCUCACGAAAAAUAAAAAGGGAAGUCCAGAAAAUCAAAGUGAUGUUGAAACUGUGUAUAAUGAGUCCCUUUCAAGUGAUAUGAAGAUAGAAAUUUUGUUACAAGGUAGACCAGAUUUAAGCUACGUGGAAGACAAGAAAAUAUUAGAAGAAAUUGCGAACAAAGCAAUAUUAAAAUAUCUGGCACAAAGAAAAAGAACAAAAGAACUUGAGGAUCAGAUUAAUAAUUUGAAGCAAAAAGUAAUGAACUACAAAAUGAUUAACAUAGCAGAGCAUCAAAAGGCCUUAAAAGAAGUUAGAGAUUCUAUCAAAACAAAGUACAACGAUGUUGUUGUGCCCACCGUCUUAGAAGGCAUGAAGCGCAUGAGGGAAACGAAUGCAAACAUACCUAACCCUGUCGGAAUGUUGGAUUCUAAAAUAGAAAAAAAAUUAUUUGAUACGUACAGUUACAUGGAUGAACGUGAACACGAUCCAAAUGUUAGCAAAAAACAAUUUAAGAUUCUGAAAAUUAAGAAAUAUGGUGCCAUAAUGGCCUUACCCUUUGUAGUAAUAUUACCCGCCCUGGGUUUAUACGGGGGUGAUGAGUUUUGCCAUUAUUUUAUCUUUUUAUUCGCCGCCGUGAGUUUUUUAAUAUCUUUUUACUUGCUUGUAAAGGUAUUGAAGUAUGACCUGAAAUCCAACGGUGUAAAAAAGCCUCGUUUCAAGGAUUACGUGGAAAGCUUUAAAAGAUGUAUAAAAGGAAUUGCUCCUUGA